Messenger RNA from Triticum turgidum subsp. durum (durum wheat), 744 nucleotides. NCBI's taxonomy places the organism in Eukaryota, Viridiplantae, Streptophyta, Magnoliopsida, Poales, Poaceae. The record is from the annotation of a GenBank genome assembly.
AUGGGGAGGUCGCCGUGCUGCGAGAAGGAGCACACCAACAAGGGGGCGUGGACCAAGGAGGAGGACCAGCGGCUGAUCGCCUACAUCAGGGCCAACGGCGAGGGCUGCUGGCGCUCGCUGCCCAAGGCGGCGGGCCUGCUGCGGUGCGGCAAGAGCUGCCGCCUCCGCUGGAUGAACUACCUCCGCCCCGACCUCAAGCGCGGCAACUUCACCGACGAGGAAGACGAGCUCAUCAUCCGCCUCCACAGCCUCCUCGGCAACAAGUGGUCGCUGAUCGCCGGCCAGCUGCCGGGCCGGACGGACAACGAGAUCAAGAACUACUGGAACACGCACAUCAAGCGCAAGCUCCUCUCCCGCGGCAUGGACCCCCACACGCACCGCCCGCUCACCGCCGUCGACGGCGGCGCCGCGUCGUCCCGCCCGGCACACAUCGCAGUGCCGGCGAGGGCAGCGCCGCCCACGAUGUUCGCCCUGCCAACAAAGCAGCCUCCCGUGGAUUCCUCCUCCUCCGACGGCAGCAGCGGCGCGACGAGCACGGGGGAGCCGCGAUGCCCCGACCUGAACCUGGACCUGUCGGUAGGCCCGCCGGCGGCCGACACGCCGACCUCGCACCCCGUCUGCCUCUGCCGCCACCUCGGCCUCCGAGGCGGGGCGGCGUGCAGCUGCCGCCAGGGCGACAGCCCGGGCUCCCAGGGGGGCGGGUUCAGAUAUUUCAGGCCGCUGGAGGAAGGCCAGUACAUAUGA